CCUCAAACUCUUCUUCAUCUAUCUAUUUAGCGUAGAGUUAUUCACUUCUCCCUCUCACUCUCACUCUCUCUCUUGGACAUUUUUUCUCUUCUGAAACAAUACCAACAAGAGCUCUAAUCUCAUGGGUUUCCCUGUGGGCUACACGGAGCUUCUCUUCCCGAAGCUUCUCCUCCAACUCCUCUCCCUCUUGGGCUUCCUCCGGAGGCUCAUUUGCACCGUUCUCCGUUUCAUGGGCCUCCACGAUUUCCUCGAGCCCGACAUUGCUUGGCCCGAAGUCCACACCGGAAUGCCAGAAUUCGAAUCCGUCUCCGCCACGUUUAUCCGGGAAAUCCUCCCCGUAGUGAAGUUCCGCGACCUCCUCGACCCACCCGAAACCUGCGCCGUCUGUCUCACGGAGUUCGAGAAAAACGAUGAGAUCAGACGGCUGGCCAACUGUCGACACAUAUUCCACCGAGGAUGUUUGGACCGUUGGAUGGGUUACGAUCAGAAAACGUGCCCUCUCUGCAGAACACCCUUCAUACCAGACGAUAUGCAAGGUACUUUCAUUGAAAGACUCUGGGCUGCGUCUGGGAUCUCUGAGCAGCCUCUUUUUCCUGCUUCCUAGCUUCAUCAAUGGUAUUUGAAAUAAUCUCGUUUUGGGGAAUGGAAAUUGAUGAAGAAGAAUCGAACAACAUGUUCUGUUUUUCAUUCUUUCUUCUUCGUUUUUAAUUUUUUGUGUAUGUGUAAAUAUACAGAGGCCAGAGGAAAGAUUGAGACUUUAAUUGUAUAUCAUUUACAUGAAUUUUGUAGAUUUCGGAUCUGAUUCAUGAUCUUCUAUUAUUAUGAAAAACUUCCCUUUAAAAUGUAAACUAAAGUAAAAGAAAACCAUUUUGCAGUUUAUUAAGGUUUAAUUUGGUUGUUUACAAAUACCAAUUUUGGAUGUAAAACUAUG
This is a messenger RNA of Vigna radiata var. radiata (mung bean), 931 nucleotides long. RefSeq names its product E3 ubiquitin-protein ligase RHA1B. The transcript has a single exon. NCBI's taxonomy places the organism in Eukaryota, Viridiplantae, Streptophyta, Magnoliopsida, Fabales, Fabaceae. The record is from RefSeq and is a predicted model, not a curated record. Bases 122 to 604 code for a protein of 160 amino acids. Gene Ontology annotation, molecular function: ubiquitin protein ligase activity. Gene Ontology annotation, biological process: protein ubiquitination.